Molecule: messenger RNA, 1811 nt
Organism: Klebsormidium nitens
Lineage: Eukaryota; Viridiplantae; Streptophyta; Klebsormidiophyceae; Klebsormidiales; Klebsormidiaceae
Source: the annotation of a GenBank genome assembly
ACAGAUUAUACAGGCCAAAUGCUUGGCGCCUGCUUGGCGCUUGGUUUUGCAGCCCAGAUUGCAGCUAGCUGCAGUCCAAACGGCAUAGUUUCUUGGCAUAGUCGUGUUAUUAAGUAUGGUGGUUGUCAAACCGCCAUAUUCAAGCCUGUAGACUGUAUUACAAUAUGGUGGCGUUUGAGCUGCGCAUUGGGGGCCGAUGCAUCCUCGGCCAACAGGUCCUGCCCGGUGUGGACCUCAAGUUCUUCACCGCGGGGUCUCUGAAAGCAUUGCUAGGGGUGAAACUGUGCAUUUCCUCUAGGGAUAUGAAGCUCCUGCUGGGGGGCUGGCGGCCGCUCUCAGACCAUGAGUGCAUUCAGGAUGUCUUCCCGCAUUAUUCUGAGCAAUUUGCAUGGGAAGGCGAGGACAACAUAGCAAGCCGAGCAGACUACUAUUCCUCUAACGUCCGUCUUGUGGAGCUCAUAUUUGAUGUGGACAUGAAGCGUGUAUUUCAUCAGCAGGCGCAAGGUGCGGCAGACUGCAUGGAGCUGAAAGAUGAGGAAGGGCUUGCUGAGUUAUGCGCGCUGGAUAAGCUGGAGCUACAUAUGAAGGUGAGCACUGCACCCCUCCCCUCGCGGUAUUCACCAUGGGCCGGGACAGGAGGGACAGUUGUGGUCCUUGUCAUGGGCCCCAAUGAUGCCAUCACGCGCCACAUCAGCCUGACCACGAUCAACAGAAGCACGACAGUCGAGGCCUUCAGGUCAUUGAUUUUCAAAGAGUCGGGGAUCCCCCCAGGCGAGCAGUUAGUGCAAUUGGCAAACGGCAGAAGAUUAAGGGACGGCGAAACCCAGAGCAAGUUCUGCUGGCAGGCCGGGAUUCAGUCCCUGUCCUUUCUGACUGUCAGGAGGGUCGUUGGGAAGGGGGAUGAAGCGGAGAUGGUUCUCUUCUGCAAGACAAUGCUGGGGAAGACAAUAGAGUUGAAACCUUGCAGGGGUAGUAUGACCAUUGAAGAGCUCAAGGAAAUGAUCCAGAAUGUGGAGGGGAUCCCCCCUGACCAGCAGCGGCUCAUCUUUGGUGGGAGGCAGUUGGACGAUGAGCGCACCCUGGCGGAUGUUGGCAUUCAGGACAAAGACACGCUCCACCUGGUGCUGCGGCUGCGGGGGGCCAUGCUGCACUGCUCGAGUGGCAAGAUCGAUUACGAGCAUCUGCGAGCGCCGACUCUCUGGCAGCUCGAGGUCAAGAUGGUGCAGCGAGGAGACUGCAUCGGCAAGCGAACUGUUCGAGUCGACGGAACCAUGGAUGCCCGUCGACUGAGCGAGGCCUUAGCCGUUCUUUACGAAGGAGAAAACGAGAGAAAAUUGCGAGAGUGGGCGGCAAAGAAACGGAAGCUCUUUGCCAGGCAGUUGAUGUUUUGAAGCGGACGCCGUGGCUGGAUCUGAUCGGCCAACUUUGAAAGGCGCGUGUCUGGUACAGAGCCUGCAGGUCAGGCUGGCAAGAACUUGGCUUGUAUAUAUGUAAAGGCCUUUGAAGGACUGAAAAUAAUAUAGCAAGAGUCGUCCAGAUCAUGACGAGUAUAGUGCAGGGCCGUCGAAGCUGCUGAUGCGUAUAUAUUAGUUGUAUCACAACUAAGUUUAUUCCGUCUUUAAACAGACUGUCUUUUUUAAACUAAGGCGUACCAAGUGAGAACUUUAGUGCAGCCAAUCGUCAGCUGCAGCGUGAGCAGAUGAUCUCAAAUCGAUCGCUCGAUAACAUGACCUUAUUUGUGUCCGUUGCAAUCAUAUCGCGUGCACCGACGAUCCAAAAGCGUGCAAGCUCGUUGAUGCAGCAGUACCAAG